AUGGAUAUCACCAGAUUUGUCGUCUCCGGAAGGGACUCAGCUCUCCUCUACGGAGACUAUACAACCUACCAGACUCAGCUAGGCAAAAAGCUACUGAACAGUCGCAAGAAACUGGGCAUUACAACCAAGAACCGCAGCAAAUUCCAUAAGAAGGCAGAUAUCACCGCUGACCAGAUUUCCGAGAACCAUGAGUACACACGUCUUCUCCUGCUCACGAGUGAGCGCGCCUGGGCCAAUGCUAUGGCCAUGAAAUCCUCCCAUACUUCUGAUGCGAAGGGUGUCACUGGAAAGACGCGCUCUCACAUAGUAUCCCGACUCGACAAGGCCGCAAAGGCCGCAGAGAACCUCGUCGAAUUGCUGGCCCAGUCCGGAGCUGGCGCUACAGAGAACGACAAGCUCGAGUCUCGAGCUUAUGCUGCACAGAUCCGGGGUGCUGCAAUGUUUGAGAAUCAGCACUGGGAGCCCUCCCUCAAAAGCUAUGCCGUCGCUCGUGCCAUAUACAGCGCCAUGGCUACCUCCACCAAGGGAGACGUCUUCAAAGACCUACUUUCCGACACCAUCGACCCGUCGAUCCGCUAUGCCGCUUAUCAGCUGAAGACUCCGCGAACGAUACCGAUACCUGCCAUUGCGAGGCGAGCAUUCCCCCAAUCCGACUCGGCUCUCGUCCAACAAAUCAAUAAUCUCGAUCCCAAUGUGCUCAAGCAGGUAGACAGUGAGGCCAGCAAGGAUAACACCGAUGCCGAGAAUGCCCCCAGAACGCUCACCUGGCGCUCGCGGGAGGUUAGGAUCGAAGACGCUGCAAUCUCCCUCGCUUGGGGCAGGGUAGAGGAGGCUAAGGCCCAAUUGACGCAGCGAUGGCCUUCUCUCGCAGACGCCGAACCCAGGGAGGUCGCCGCAGCCUACGAUGGUAUCCUCGAAGCCACUCAAGAUGCUGCCGAUGCGACAAAAGAAGCCAUCGACGACUUGCGAGGAGAAGGUGUAUCUCAGAGCGAUCCCCGCAUGCAGAGCUUGCAGAUCACUAGAACUGCCGUCAACUACGAGAUGAUCAGUUGGCGGAUUGGCCGAAACCGUGUUCUGACAGGAAGCGAUGAUGGCCUAGUCGAGAACUACAGUGUCUCCCAGAAGAAGUCUAAGAAGGACCCAGCGGUCAAGAAGCGCAAGGAAGAGACGCCGAGUCGCAAAGCCGCGAAGUUGAAAGAACUGGUGGCCCUUUACGAAGGAACCCUGCAAAGCUUGGAUGCCGCCAAGGAACUGCCUGGAGUAGCCAACGACGAAGGCCUCGCAGGACAGCUCGAGGCUUUUGCUGGAUACUUCCGCGCCUUGAAGUCUCUUUCCAUCGCUCGCUCUCAUGCUCUCAUUGGUAACACAGUGAAUGCCUUGGCUCUUAUCAAGCACGCAUUCGAGGAAGCUCAAAAGGCGGCGUCGGCGCUCGGCGAAACAUCUACCGACUCUCCCCGUCACAUUGAAAUUACGGGGAAAGACGCACAUGGCCUAUUGACCUUCUUGGAAGGCGAGCUGCAACGCCACCGCGCUCUUGUGCAUCUGUCCAACCUGCUCAAGGAUUCCGAUUCCAAGGAGGACGACACGAGGUCCAUCCCCCUGAUUGAGCGACUUCGCGAGUAUCCCUCUAACGGAGUUGACCUGGCCAAUAUCGUCAAUAUUCCGCCCAAACUGGCGACGAUUCCCGUCAAGCCCAUUUUCCUUGACGUUGCUUGGAACUACAUUGACUACCCGGGCAAGGAGCCCCAGCAAGCGGUACCGCCGUCCAGCAAGCAACCUGACGUUGCGAGCGAGGGCAAGUCUCAACAGCCACAGAAGAGGGGGUGGUUUGGUUUCGGUAGAUAA
Molecule: messenger RNA, 1845 nt
Organism: Colletotrichum chrysophilum
Lineage: Eukaryota; Fungi; Ascomycota; Sordariomycetes; Glomerellales; Glomerellaceae
Exons: 3
Coding region: 1-1845 (614 amino acids)
Biological process (GO): SRP-dependent cotranslational protein targeting to membrane
Cellular component (GO): signal recognition particle, endoplasmic reticulum targeting
Molecular function (GO): endoplasmic reticulum signal sequence receptor activity; signal recognition particle binding; 7S RNA binding
Source: RefSeq, a predicted model, not a curated record